Poeciliopsis prolifica (blackstripe livebearer) is the source of this 1031-nucleotide messenger RNA. Its product is annotated as purine nucleoside phosphorylase-like. Gene Ontology annotation, molecular function: purine-nucleoside phosphorylase activity. Gene Ontology annotation, cellular component: cytoplasm. Gene Ontology annotation, biological process: nucleoside metabolic process. The record is from RefSeq and is a predicted model, not a curated record. Lineage: Eukaryota; Metazoa; Chordata; Actinopteri; Cyprinodontiformes; Poeciliidae. The coding region runs from base 166 to 975 and encodes 269 amino acids. The transcript is spliced from 6 exons.
CAGACAGGUUCUGUUGGUUCUGUUUAGUUCUGUAGACCAGGUGGUCCAGGCUGAACAGGUUCUGAAGCCGGUCCAAUUAACGCUGACUGCAGAACAGAACUUGAUUCUGUUGGUCUGACCCACUUCCAGCUGCUACUCCUUUGAUGACUACAAGCUGACCACCGAAUGGCUCCAGAACCAGACCCGGCACCGACCCAAAGUGGCCGUGAUAUGCGGGUCCGGACUCGGCCUGCUGGCAGAAGCCGCCGCCGACAAGCAAACCUUCAGGUACCAGGACAUCCCCAACUUCCCUUCCCAGGCCAUGAAGGCUGCCUGGUGUUCGGGACCAUCGAGGAGACGCCCUGUGUCUUCAUGAAGGGACACUUCCACCUGUACGAAGGUUACUCCCUCUGCCAGGUGACCUUCCCAGUUCGGAUCUUCAAGCUGCUGGGAGUGGACUCCGUCCUGGUGACCAACGCCUCGGGGGGGAUCUGUCCGGACUUCAAGGUCGGGGACAUCAUGGUGAUCCGGGAUCACAUCAACCUGCCAGGUUUUGCCGGCCAGCACCCUCUGUGCGGACCCAACGACGAGCGGUUCGGGACGCGAUUCCCCUGCAUGUCGGACGCCUACAGCAAAGCACUGCGGACGCUGGCGCUGGACGUGGCCUCUGACCUCGGCUGCAGCGUCCGCACCGGCGUCUACUGCAUGGUGAGCGGACCCAACUUCGAGACCAUCGCGGAGGCCCGCAUGCUGCUGACGCUGGGCUGCGACUGCGUGGGAAUGUCCAUGGUCCCUGAAGUCACUGUGGCGAAACACUGCGGACUCAGAGUCCUGGGUUUGACCCUCGUCACCAACAAGGUGUCUCUGGACUACAGCCGUGAGGAAAAGGUGAACCAUGAUGAGGUUCUGGAGAUCUGUAAGAUGAGGGCGGAGCUUCUGCAGAAGCUGGUCUCCACUCUGAUUGGCCGCUGUCAGCAGAACAUCAACACACACUGAGACACACACCUGGAGCUGCUGCUGGUCUCCAGUCCAUUUCUGUUCUCAAUAAAUUG